Molecule: messenger RNA, 760 nt
Organism: Brassica oleracea var. oleracea
Lineage: Eukaryota; Viridiplantae; Streptophyta; Magnoliopsida; Brassicales; Brassicaceae
Product: persulfide dioxygenase ETHE1 homolog, mitochondrial-like
Exons: 4
Coding region: 106-723 (205 amino acids)
Biological process (GO): hydrogen sulfide metabolic process; glutathione metabolic process
Molecular function (GO): sulfur dioxygenase activity
Source: RefSeq, a predicted model, not a curated record
ACAGUACUGAUCCAUCGAGGGUCCCACCGUUUUUCCUCUCAAGACGCUGACGUCAACAGUUUCGUUUCGUGUGGGGUUUAAAAAGCUCUCUUAAAAUAAACAACAAUGGUGGUGACACGUUUCUCACGGCUCCAGCAUCUUCUCCUCCUUCAACCUAGAUUUCAGCAAUCUCGUGUUCUCCGUCGUCCUCUAAUCAGAACUCCAACACUCAUCAGAUCAGUGAUGGGUUCGUCUUCCUCUUCCUCCUCGAAGCUUCUCUUCCGUCAGCUCUUCGAGAAAGAGUCUUCGACUUAUACGUAUCUUCUCGCCGACAUUUCCCAUCCGGACAAACCUGCUCUGUUGAUUGAUCCUGUGGACAAAACUGUCGAUAGAGAUUUGAAGCUGAUCAAUGAGUUAGGAUUGAAGCUUGUCUAUGCUAUGAACACUCAUGUUCAUGCCGAUCAUGUCACUGGGACUGGUCUUCUUAAGACAAAGGUCCCAGGUGUGAAGUCCGUAAUCUCAAAAGCAAGUGGUUCUAAAGCGGAUAAGUUUGUUGAACAUGGAGAGAGAGUAUCUAUUGGUGAUUUAUACCUCGAGGUCCGUGCUACACCUGGACAUACAGCAGGAUGUGUUACAUAUGUGACUGGAGAAGGAGCUGAUCAGCCGCAACCAAGAAUGGCUUUUACGGGCGAUGCUGUACUGAUCCGCGGUUGUGGGAGAACCGACUUUCAGGUACACUACUAAACAGAGGAAAAUGGAUUAUAUUUAUAAAGAACCAAGA